Molecule: messenger RNA, 362 nt
Organism: Staurois parvus
Lineage: Eukaryota; Metazoa; Chordata; Amphibia; Anura; Ranidae
Source: the annotation of a GenBank genome assembly
UGUCACGCUGACAGAUCGAGAGGAGAGGAGAGCCGGUAAUUGGCAUUCCUUGGAGGGGACAUGUACACUGAUCAUCAGGGCUGAUGAUGAGUCCCCAGCAGUGCCACCUGUCAGUGUUCAUCAGUGCCAACUGUCAGUGCUCAUCCAUGCCACCUGCCAGUGCCACAUUUCAGUGCCUACCAGUGCACAUCAAUGCCACAUAUCAGUGCCCAUCUGAGCUGCCUUUCAGUGCCACCUAUCAGUGCCAGUUAGUGCCAGUCAGUGAUGCUUAUCAGUGUGCAUCCGUGCUACCUAACAUUGCCCAUCAGUGCCGCCUAUCAGUGCCAAAUAUGAGUGCUGCCUUUCAGUGCCCAUCAGUGAUG